Messenger RNA from Clupea harengus (Atlantic herring), 7089 nucleotides. It is a transcript of the gene tanc2b, whose product is annotated as tetratricopeptide repeat, ankyrin repeat and coiled-coil containing 2b. Gene Ontology annotation, molecular function: protein binding. The record is from RefSeq and is a predicted model, not a curated record. NCBI's taxonomy places the organism in Eukaryota, Metazoa, Chordata, Actinopteri, Clupeiformes, Clupeidae. Gene Ontology annotation, cellular component: dendritic spine. Bases 363 to 6551 code for a protein of 2062 amino acids. Gene Ontology annotation, biological process: regulation of dendritic spine morphogenesis. The transcript has 28 exons.
CCCGGGCGUCUCUCUCUCUCUCUCUCUCUCUCUCCCCUCUUCUCGGUCCGCGUGCGCGUCUCUCCGCACUCUGUCUCCCGAGUGAGCUGCUGAGCCGGUAGCCGUCCUCCAGUGUCCUGACGCGUGUUUUGCCAAGGGAGAAUCAAUUUUCGGCUCGUCUCAGUCUCAUCUUCGGCUCAUCUUCGGCUCAUCUUCGGCUGCGUGCCUUGGGAGGCUGCGCUCGAACUCCCCCCUCCGGAUCCUUGUGUCCUCAGAAGCGUUGGGUGCAGGUGUGUGUGUGCGUUGGGUGCAGGUGUGUGUGCGUUGGGUGCGUCGGGCGCGUUGGGUGACUUCUCCCCCCUGGCGUAGCGCGGCAGCAGUGGAUGAGCUGGCGGUGCCCGCGUGAGGAAGGGCUCUGUGUGGCGUCGCUGGACGGGGCAGAGGUGGGCAGAGGGGAGUUGGCACUGAUACCCGGCCCCACCAGCCUGCCCUCCCACUGCGGAGCGUGGGCCGAGCAUGCCCCCCUGCGGAAAGCUAAGUUUGUGGAGAGCCCUCGCAUCCCUGUUUCAGAGCUCAGCUCUCCUACACACUCAGCCACUCAGAAUCUCAUCCUGGACACACACUCUUCUGGGGGGGUAAAUCAGCAGUUGGGCCCCCCUCCCUCAGUGGACGAGGCCUCGAACACGUUGAUGACUCGCCUCGGCUUCCUGCUGGGAGACAAAGUGAGCGACAGGCCCCAGGGGCCACAGUAUAGCAUGGAGGAGCCCGACGACGCGCAGGGUGUGUGUGGGAUCCAGAGGCUGAGUCCGUGCUCCACCCUGACCAACAGCACGGCGUCCCCCCCAGCCUGCAGCCCGUGCAGCACCCUCCCCCCCACCACUGCCGGACAACACACACUCACCAGCCCCACCUCAACGCUGGAGAGCAGAGACAGCGGGAUUAUAGCCACACUGACCAGCUACUCUGAGACUGGAGAGCGCGGAGGCGGUAAGCAUGGCGACGGUUCCCGCGGCAACAUGAAGAUGUGGCAUUCGCAGCGCUCCACGCUGGACUCGGGACUGUACCGCCUGGACGAGAACAUGGCCGCCUCCUCCUUCAGCCUCAACAAGAUCCCCGACCGCGCCCUCGACUCUGACCAUGUCUACUCCUGCUCCAGCCACACCCAACCCUACCUCACACCCCGCCCCAACUCUGUAGCUGCCACAAGUUCGGCCCACCUGGAGGACCUGGCCUACCUGGACGAGCAGAGACACGCCCCUCUCCGCACCUCCCUACGCAUGCCACGCCAAAACAACAUGGCCGCCGCACGCUCUGGACAAGACCUGAGGGUGCGCUUUGCUCCGUACCGUCUCCAAGACAUCGCUCUCAAGCCCCUCCUCUUCGAGGUGCCCAGCAUCACCAUGGAUUCGGUCUUCACAGGCCGUGAUUGGCUGUUCCAGGAGAUUGACGCCCAGCUGGGCGGACCCGACCCCUCCACCAAUCGCGGCGUGGUUGUCGUCGGCAGCAUCGGCUUCGGCAAGACGGCCAUCAUUUCCCGGCUGGUGGCGCUCAGUUGCCACGGGAACCGCAUGCGACAAAUCGCCUCCGACAGCCCGCAGGCCUCGCCCAAACAUGGGGACGGCGUGCCUCUCUCUCAGCCCCAGCCGUCUCACGGUACACUUGGGGGCAGCUGCCCCAGCACCCCCGAGAUGAGGAGGAGACAGGAGGAGUCCAUGAGGAGAUUAGCCUCUCAGGUGGUGGCGUAUCACUACUGCCAGGCGGAUAACGCCUACACGUGCCUGGUGCCUGAGUUCGUGCACAACGUGGCGGCGCUGCUGUGCCGGUCCCCUCAGCUGGGGCCCUACAGGGAGCUGCUGCUCAGGGAGCCCACGCUUCAGACCACGCUCAGCCUCCGCGCCUGCGUGCAGGAGCCCCUCGCCGCCUUCACCAGGGGAGUGCUGGAGCCCCUGGAGGCGCUGGCCAGAGAGAGGAAGAUCAACACUGAAGAGGACCUCAUCAUCCUCAUCGAUGGGCUGAAUGAGGCAGAGUUUCACAAGCCAGACUACGGCGACACCAUCGUCUCCUUCCUGGCCAAGACCAUCGGCAGCUUCCCUUCCUGGCUCAAAGUAGUGGUCACUGUCCGCACAUCCCUACAGGAGAUCACCAAGCCCCUGCCUUUCCACCGCAUCUCGCUGGACUGCCCGGAGGAGACUGACGCCAUUGACCAGGACCUGCAGGGCUACAUCCUGCACCGCAUCCACAGCAGCCCCGAGAUCCAGAGCAACAUCUCGCUCAACGGCAAGAUGGACAACGCCGCCUUCUCCAAGCUCAGCGCCCACCUCAAGGCCCUCAGCCGCGGCUCCUACCUCUACCUGAAGCUCACCUUUGACCUGAUCGAGCGGGGAUACCUGGUGCUCAAGAGCUCCAGCUACAAGGUGGUUCCAGUGAACCUGGCGGAGGUGUACCUGCUGCAGUGCAACAUGCGCUUCCCCACACAGUCUUCCUUCGAGAGGGCGCUGCCCCUCCUCAACGUCGCUCUGGCCUCCCUCCACCCGCUCCCUGACGAGCAGAUCUACCAGGCCAUCAACUCGGGCAGCCUGCGGGGAACGCUGGACUGGGAGGACUUCCAGCAGCGCGUGGACAACCUGUCGGUGUUCCUGAUGCGCCGCAGGGACGGCACGCGCAUGUUCGUGCACCCGUCGUUCCGCGAGUGGCUCAUCUGGAGGGAGGACGGCGAGAAGACCAAGUUCCUCUGCGACCCCAGGAAUGGCCACACCCUGCUAGCCUUCUGGUUCUCACGACUGGAAAACAAACUGAACCGGCAACAGACCAUCGAGCUUGGACACCAUAUACUCAAAGCACACAUAUUUAAGGGCCUAAGCAAGAAGGUUGGGGUCUCCUCGUCCGUCUUGCAGGGGCUAUGGGUUUCAUAUAGCACAGAGGGGUUGUCCACAGCGCUGUCAUCACUCCGCAAUCUCUAUACUCCCAACAUCAAGGUGUCUCGGCUGCUGAUGCUGGGCGGGGCGAACGUGAACUACCGCACGGAGGUGCUGACCAACGCGCCCGUGCUGUGUGUGCACUGCCACCUGGGCUACGGGGACAUGGUGGGACUCCUGCUGGAGUAUGGGGCCAGUGUGGACACCGCCUCCCAGAGCGGACUCACCCCGCUGGGCUUCGCCGCCGCCGCCGGGCACCUCAACAUCGUCACCUCACUGUGCCGCAGGAAGGCUAAGGUUGACCAUCUUGAUAGGAACGGUCAGUGUGCUCUGGUGCACGCUGCGCUGCGGGGACAUCUGGAGGUGGUCAAGUUCCUCAUCCAGUGCGACUGGGGCCACGGCCGAGGACAACAACAACAACAACAACAACAAGGAGGCUUCAACAAGAGCCAGGCCAUCCAGCAAGCCCUAGUGGCCGCGGCCAGCAUGGGAUAUGCAGAGAUUGUGUCCUUCCUGCUUGACCUGCCAGGGAAGGACGAGGACGACACUGAUCGGGCUCAAAUCAACAACCACGACACCCUGUGGGGGGAGACAGCUCUGACAGCAGCAGCUGGGCGGGGCCGGCUGGAGGUGUGUCGGCUGCUAUUGGAGCAGGGUGCGUCAGUGAGCCAGCCCAACCGCAGGGGCGGGGUGCCCCUCUUCGGCUGCGUACGGCAGGGACACUGGCAGGUGGUUGACCUGCUGUUGACCCAUGGGGCGGAGGCUAACCUAGCAGACAAGCAGGGCCGCACGCCUCUCAUGAUGGCAGCCUCCGAGGGACACCUGGAUACUGUGGAGUACCUGCUGGCACAGGGAGCUUCUCUCUCCCUAACAGAUAAGGAGGGGCUUACAGCCCUGAGCUGGGCGUGUCUUAAGGGCCACCUGUCUGUUGUUCGUUGUCUUGUGGAGAGGGGCGCGGCCAUGGACCACAGUGAUAAGAACGGACGCACGCCAUUGGACCUCGCCGCAUUCUACGGUGACUCGGAGGUGGUGCAGUUCCUGGUGGACCACGGUGCGCUGAUCGAGCACGUGGACUACAGCGGCAUGAGGCCUCUGGACCGGGCCGUGGGCUGCAGGAACGCCUCUGUGGUGGUGGCGCUGCUCAAGAAGGGAGCCAAGAUCGGAUGUCAGACGUUGCCGAGCCGACCACGAGGUCCUGCCACGUGGGCGAUGGCCACCUCCAAACCCGACAUCAUGAUCAUCCUGCUCAGUAAACUCAUCGAGGAGGGCGACGGCUUCUACAAGAAAGGGAAGGUGAAAGAGGCAGCGCAGCGGUACCAGUAUGCCCUGAAGAAGUUCCCCCGUGAGAGCUUCAGUGAGGACAUGAAGGCCUUCAGAGAUCUCAAAGUCUCCCUGUUCCUCAACCUGUCCCGCUGCCGUCGCAAAAUGAAUGACUUCGGGAUGGCUGAGGAGUUUGCCACCAAAGCAUUGGAGCUGAAGUCUAAAUGCUACGAGGCAUUUUAUGCCAGAGCUCGUGCCAAGAGAAGCAGCAGGCAGUUCGCUGAAGCUCUGGAGGACCUGAGGGAAGCCAUGCAUCUAAGCCCAAACAACCGUGAGAUCCAGAGACUCCUACAGCGCGUAGAGGAGGAGCACAUACUAACCACCCAAUCAGAGGAGCCGGAGAUGGCUCCGCCCCAAUUCCCGCCCCCGUCGCCACCUCCACCAGAGGGAGAGGAGGAGGAGCCUGUACUUCCUGUUCAUGUCCCGCCCCCUGAGCCGCGAUUGGACGACAUGGAGCCGGUGCAGGACCUGUUCGAGGACCAGGACUACCUGGAGCAGGAGUUGGAGAACGUGUCCAUGGGCCUGUCCAGCCUGCCAAUCAUCCAGAGCCCGCCCCCCUCCCCUGCCCACCACCACCAUCACCACCACCACGACUCCGCCUACCUGUCGGGCGGCCAGGCCUUCGACUUCCACCCGAGCCACUCCUCCAUGUCAUCCCCCACGCGGCAGAGCUACCAAUCAGCAUCGCCGCCUCCCUCCCCGACCCACCAGAACUCUCACUACCGGGCCAGCCCUCCGCACACGUCCCCGGACCAGCAGCACCCCUAUCACUUCAGCCCCCCGCCCCCCCAGGGCAUGGACUACCAGAGCCCACCGCCCUCCCCUCUCCGCCGCAAUGCCCCCUACCGCGCCAGCCCGCCGCUGGAGAGCGUCUGCAUGUACCGCUCCCAGUCGGGCUCCCCGAUCCGCUACCAGCAGCUCCAGCAGGAACCGCUCCCGCUCCCGGCCCGGCCCAAGUCCCCGCUCUCCAAGAUGGGCACCCAGCGCUCCUUCCAGCUCCAGUCGCAGGCCUCGCAGUGCUCCCAGUCCAGCCAGCUCCACCGGCUCCAGCCCGCCAUGGCCCAGAUCGUCCGCACCAACCACCAGCAGGGCAACGGGGGCUACGCCGGCCAGCUGGCGCACCCCCUCAGCAGCCGCUACCAGGGCGCUUCCAUGGACGAGAGAGGCCUGGUGGAGAGCCGGUUGGUGUACCAGCCCUCGCUGGACGGCCGGUCCAUGCCCCCCCAGGUGCAGUCCAGCCUGAGCUCGGGAGCCCUGUGCCGGGGGGUGGUGGUGCCGGAGGGGGGGAUGCUGAAGGACGAGCUGACCCCCCAGCAGCGGCCUGCCUCGGCGUACCGGCCUGGUGGAGGGGGCGGUGUGCCGGGCGGAGGGCUCCGCUUUAGUCAGACGCCGCAAAUCAUCCGCAGCCAGUCGGCGGCGUACUACCCGGUGUCCAAGCACGAGUUGGACCGGGAGCGGGUGGUAGCCGCGUCAGCGGUGCCGGUGUGCCAGCUGGGCUCCCCUGAGAUCCCGCACCUGGUGCGGCGGCCCAUCAGCGCCAGCCCCGGCGAGGUGAAGCAGCACAUGUCGGCGCCGCGGCCCCUCAUCCAUUCGCAGAGCGUCAGCAUGCGCUUCUCCCCCUCCAGCAGCAGCAUCUCCUCGGGCUCGGCCUGUAAUCUAGCCCCAGGCUUCAGGCCGGCCUCCUCCAUUAGCCAGAUGGAGAUCCCGCUGCAGGCGGCCUACGAGCGCGACGAGCUCGGCGCCAUCUCGCCCUCGCAGGGUGUGGAUGGGCGCGGCGGGGGUGGCGGAGGCGGGCUGUACGGGGGCGAGGGCAGCCGCUCGAGGAGCACGCCGUUCAUGGGCAUCAUCGACAAGACGGCUCGGACUCACCAGCCCACGCACCAGUACCUGCACCAGCCCUCGCGCGGCUGGGCCAUGACCUCUAUGGACAGCGGCCUGGGCAGCAGCGGCGCCAUCACCAGCCCCACGUCGCCCGGCAACCUCAUCCACCAGGCGUCCGUCGCCUCGGCUUCCUACAGUCCGCCCGCGUCGCUAGGCAACAUCGCCUACUACAACAAGACCAACAACGCCCAGAACGGGCACCUGCUGGAGGACGAGUACUACAGCCAAUCGCAGCCCUCCUCGCUGGGCAAGCUGGCCAACGGAAGCGCCCGCGAGCGGGACUUGCUGGAGAGGGUGAGCCAGGGACCCACCUACCAGGACGUGAAGGUGGCGCGGACCCUGCCCGUGGCACAGGCCUACCAGGAGAACAUGUACCGCCAGCUCUCCCGCGACCCGCGCCAGCCCCCCACCUCGCCCAUCAAACCAAAGAGACCCUUCGUGGAGUCCAACGUCUGACGACACACCCUCAUGGGGACCUGAGAAAGAGGCCACAUGUGUGUGUGUGUGUGGGGGGGGGGGGGGGGGGGAGAGGGGGUGUGUUUGGGAGAGAGAAAAAGGGAGGUGGGUGCGAGUGUGUAGGAGCCAGAGGGGCAAAAGGUUGUUUUGUUAUAUUUUGUUUCGUUUUGUUUACUUUUUUUUUUCCAGAGACAGAUUACAGAUGUGAAUGUUUGAGAAACAUGUCAGGCAGCGAGAGCAGAACAAUACAAUAGUCAGAACCAGAUGGUUCGGAACCCAAGAGAACACAUUGGACAGCUACAUCCGCCGGAGCUGCAGCUUCUGUAGAACUCUAGUCAAAAGCUUCUCAUCUGUGGCGUGUACAAUAGUGUACUACUGGAUACUGUAUUUAAACUACAAAACACAACCUCAUACUCUACACAGUGUGAAAGCACACAAAAACACAACAUCAGUCCAGACCUGAAGUAUUACUACUGAGAGAGAGAGAGAGAGAGAGAGAGAGAGAGAGAGAGAGAGAGAGAGAGAGAGAGAGAGAGAG